Arvicanthis niloticus (Nile rat) is the source of this 1323-nucleotide messenger RNA. The record is from RefSeq and is a predicted model, not a curated record. NCBI's taxonomy places the organism in Eukaryota, Metazoa, Chordata, Mammalia, Rodentia, Muridae.
AUGAGGGUGGUUUCUAGCCUCUUUCUUCCUGUCCUCCUGGCAGAGGUGUGGCUGGUGACCAGUUUCAAUCUCAGCUCCCCUUCAUCAGAGGCUCCCAUUCACCUGGAGUCUCAGGAUCAAACUUAUGAGAAUCGAACUUGGGAAGAGUACACAUGGACUGACCCCAGCGAUGAUGAAAAUGAGGAAUUCUGGCUGAGGACCAGCCAGCAGCUCUCCAAUGAGACUUCAAGCUUUGGGUUCAGCCUGCUUCGAAAGAUCUCCAUGAGGCACGAUGGCAAUGUGAUCUUCUCACCAUUUGGCCUGUCUGUGGCCAUGGUGAACUUGAUGAUGGGGGCUGAGGGAGAGACCAAAGUCCAGCUGGAAAUGGGACUCAACCUACAGGCCCUGAGCCAGGCAGGACCCCUGACCCUUCCAGCCCUCUUCAAGAGGGUCAAAGAGACCUUUUCCAGAAACCAGGAACUGGGCCUCACCCAGGGUAGCGUUGCCUUCAUCCACAAGGACUUUGAUAUUAAAGAGACCUAUUUCAAUCUAUCCGAGAAGUAUUUUGCUACAGAGUACGUGCCUACAAAUUUUCUAAAUUCCUCACAAGCCAGAGGGCUCAUGAACCACUACAUUAUCAAAGAGACUGAGGGGAAAAUCCCCAAGCUUUUUGAUGAGAUUGAUCCUGAAACCAAGUUAAUUCUGGUGGACUACAUCUUGUUCAAAGGGAAGUGGCUGACUCCAUUUGACCCCAUCUUCACUGAGGCUGACACUUUCCACCUGGACAAAUACAAGGCAGUUAAGGUGCCCAUGAUGUACCGGGAAGGGGACUUUGCCUCCACCUUUGAUAAGAAGUUCCGCUGUCACGUCCUCAAACUGCCCUACCAAGGAAACGCCACCAUGCUAGUGGUCCUCAUGGAGAAAACAGGUGACCACUUGGCCCUGGAGGACUACUUGACCAUAGAUCUCGUGGAGACAUGGCUCCAGAAUAUGAAAAUCAGGAAAAUGGAGGUCUUCUUUCCCAAGUUCAAGCUGAACCAGAGGUAUCAGAUGCACGAGCUGCUCAAGCAGAUGGGAAUCAGGAGGGUCUUCUCCACCUCUGCUGACCUCAGCAAACUCUCAGCCACCGCAAGAGAUCUUCAGGUGUCCAAGGUCUUACAGCAGUCGGUGCUUGAGGUGGAUGAAAGGGGAACUGAAGCCGUGUCAGGGACACUGUCAGAGAUUGUCGCUUACUCCAUGCCUCCUGUCAUCAAAGUGGACCGGCCUUUUCACUUCAUCAUCUAUGAGGAGAUGUCCAGGAUGCUUCUAUUUCUGGGCAGGGUGGUGAACCCCACAGUCCUGUGA